Molecule: messenger RNA, 1032 nt
Organism: Oldenlandia corymbosa var. corymbosa
Lineage: Eukaryota; Viridiplantae; Streptophyta; Magnoliopsida; Gentianales; Rubiaceae
Source: the annotation of a GenBank genome assembly
AUGGCCGCCCAGCAAGACCAAGUCAAUCCCGCCACCGCAACUGCGGCCAUCUCGCCGCCGAUUUACAUCUCGACACCAACUCUCCGAUCCAUCAUCACCCACAGAGCCCUCAUCGAUCACCUCAAACGCACCCUUCCAACCAAUUCCACCGCCAUCCAAUCCCCUCUACGCCACGCCCACCAAACCAGCCCUGCCUCUUCUCUCCUCCUCAUGCCCUCUUGGUCAAAUUCCCCUUCUCUUCCUUACAUUGGGGUCAAGCUUGUCACUUUCAAUUCCAACAACUCCACCCUCAAUUUACCCGGAGUUCAUGCAAGUUAUGUUCUCUUCAAUUCCCUAACAGGCCAAACCUUGGCUUCCAUGGACGCCACUGAACUUACCCUUUAUCGUACCUCCUGUAUUUCUGCUUUGGCUUCAGAGUAUUUAUCCAGAAAAGACUCCCAGACUUUGCUGAUGAUCGGUGCCGGUGCAAUGGCACCCCAUUUGAUCAGAGCACAUGUCACUGUUAGGCCAAGCCUUAAGAGAGUAAUAGUUUGGAACCGAAGUGUUGAAAAGGCGAAAGCCUUGGUUGAUAAUCUUCGUAAAGAAGGUGGCUUUGAUGAAGGGUUAAGUUUCGAAGAGUGUAACGGGUCUUUGGAGGAGUUUGUGAGGGUAGCGGAUAUUGUAAGCUGUGCUACGUGUUCAGAGACGCCAUUGGUGAAAGGACAGGACCUUAAAAAUGGAGCCCACUUGGAUCUGGUGGGUUCAUUUACGCACUCAAUGAGGGAAUGCGAUGAUGAGGCCAUCAGGAGAAGUAGAGUGUUCAUUGAUAAUGAGGCUGCGACCGUGGAGGCAGGCGAAUUGGUGGGUGCUUUGGAGAGGGGAGUGAUUAGCAGGGAUGAUAUUGUGGGUGACCUGGUGGAAUUGAUCAAGAGAGAGAAGGUUGUAGGGAGGAGAGAUGAGGAGGAGAUUACGGUGUUCAAAUCAGUUGGUUCUGCUGUUGUGGACCUUAUCAGUGCACAGAUGGUGUACGAAACCUAUAUGAAUGAUCACUGA